AUGCCGACGCCAGCAUCAGCAUCACCGCUGGUAACAACACCAUCAGGUUCCACACCAGCGGCCGAGGAGUCGCUCCGCGUCGCCGUCAUCGGCUCGGGACCGCACGCGCUCUCGCUGCUUUGCCGCGUUGUCGACGAUGACGCCGAUCUGCUGGACGAGGCGGAGCGCACACGCGUAGCCGCCAAGGCUGGGUCCCGUGCGCGGUCGCACGCGGAGGUGCGCAAGGCGCUGCAGAGGCGGUUUGUGGACGCGGCGGCGCACCUGGCCGGCGUCGCCGUCUUUGAUUCGGGCGGCGAGUGGAUGGGGCAGUGGCGACGCGACUUCUCGGCGCUGGAGAUCGAGCACUGCCGUUCUCACUCAGACCUGCACCCCUGCCCACACGACUUUCAGUCGCUGCGGGUGUGGGCCGAAAAACACAAGCGCGAGCUGGAGAUGUGGCACAUGGCCUACCUCGACCGCGGCGCCGCGCGAGCCGCCGGCUUCUCCGGCCCGUACGCUUUGCCGGGCACCCGCCUCUUCCUCGACUUUUGCGCCUCGCUGGUGGCGAGGGUCGUCUGCGCCAUGGGCCCGGGCCCGAUGUUUGCUGGGAUGCGGGCCAAUCUGCCGUGGUGGCAAACGGCGGGGCACCUCUGCCUCGUCGCAGUCAAGAAUGGCGCCACCGCCGUCACUCUCGCCGCCCGCCGCCCGAUCGUGCGAAAGCCGUUCGACGUCGACCUGCAGGCUCGCGUGGUUGGCGACCGGCGAGGCGAGGCCCUCUCUUCCUUCUGGGCAGCUCCCCCGUGCGACCGGCCGCGCCUCAUCGGCCGGCUGAGGGGAGGGGGCUCGAUGGCGGGCGAGGUCGAGGUUGAGAGCGCGGCUUGGCGGCCGGCUGGCGGGGAGGGCGGCGGCAGCUUCGACGUCUCGUUCGACGACGGCUCGUCGGAGAGGUUUGACUAUGUGUGGCUGGCGACGGGCGGGGAGAUGGACCUCUCCCUCGUGCCUCUCUUCGCGCAGCUGCUCGCGCAGGUCCCGAUCCAGACGCACGGCGGGCUGCCCGCGCUGCAGCAGGACCUCUCCUGGGCAGCGCACUGCCCGCUGCACCUCGAGCUCGGCGCGGACGCACUCAACCUCGCCGGCUGCCGCGCGGGAUCAGUGCGAAUCGCGCGGCUCCACAAACUAUAA
This is a messenger RNA of Emiliania huxleyi CCMP1516, 1161 nucleotides long. RefSeq lists its product as hypothetical. Bases 1 to 1161 code for a protein of 386 amino acids. The record is from RefSeq and is a predicted model, not a curated record. The transcript is spliced from 7 exons. Lineage: Eukaryota; Haptophyta; Isochrysidales; Noelaerhabdaceae.